Molecule: messenger RNA, 648 nt
Organism: Cladocopium goreaui
Lineage: Eukaryota; Dinophyceae; Suessiales; Symbiodiniaceae
Source: the annotation of a GenBank genome assembly
UCUCCAUCGUUCCGUCGCAUCGGGAAUCGCCAUGUCGCAGCGCCUGCGUUGGGCGCGCUUUCUGCAGAUGCCGGAGCCGGAGGAGCCGCCGGAGCCCGACGUGGAGCCCAAGCGGUCUCGAGGCCACCUGCGGCUGCAGUUCCCAGAGCUCGUGAUGGACCUUUGGGAACGCGGCACCGGGCACACGGGGCACCACGCGGGGCACCCGGGGCACGCGGGGCACGAGGAGGCGCAGGUGCAGCACGUGGGCCAUCGAGAGAUGACGCACCUGGAACAUCAUCAUGGAAGCCAUGAAGACAGCAUGAGCGACCUGGGUCUGGCGCUGAUUUCCUCCGGCACCACCAUAUUUCUAGCCAUGAUCAGUGCCAUCUUCGCUAUGCGCCUCUUUCGCGAGAUGCUGCGGCCACAGGCCACAGGGGCGCAAGGUGGGCAGGGCGACAUGCAAGGUGUGUUGCAACUGGAGGUCCCGGGCGUGCAACCCUUUCGGCCCUUUUCGGGACAAGGGCAUCGGCUGAUCAUGGAAGCCGACAAGGACGACGCCUCUGGCGGAGCUGCUGCCAGUGGGGAGCGGGAGCCCCGGUGAGGCUACGCCGCCGCUGUUUCAACGUUUCAACCCGAGCUGGGUGGGUGGCCAGAUGUCAAAUCAAC